GAGGGGCAGAGAGAGAUUUAAGAAUUGAUAGGUGGUCGAGUUGUGUUUGGCCGGUUGGAUAGGCGCAAGCAAAGUCGAGGAGCUUUAUUCCCCCUCUCUUGUGGGAUUACUGCCAGCGAUGGACAGAGAGAGGAAGGAGGAACAGCGGCUGGUAUUUCUUGAUUUCCACGGUUAUAAACGCGCAGAGCAUCGCAAAGGGACACUGACCUUUUAAUUAUCGCAUUAGCCUUUAACCGCGUUUGAAAUAUAGGAAACGUUAGUUACCCACGUGUUAUAAAGGUCCCCACGGUGAACGAGUUCAAAAAAGAGGCGCAACCAUGACGACCGAAAGCUCCAAGCAACAUUUGGAUCCAUCUAAUCUUCGCUCCAGUUCUGACGCUCUGAAUGCAGCUCUGCUGAGCGCACAGCCAGGGAUGGAGAGCGCGCACAAUGCAUCACCCAAGUGGAAAAAGGGAAACUCUGCCUUGAGACGCCCUGAAAAACCUCCCUACUCAUAUAUCGCACUCAUUGUGAUGGCUAUUCAAAGUUCACCGAGCAAAAGGCUUACUUUGAGUGAAAUCUAUCAGUUCCUGCAGGCCCGCUUCCCUUUCUUCAGGGGAUCAUACCAGGGAUGGAAAAACUCUGUCAGACACAACCUGUCUCUGAACGAGUGUUUUAUAAAGCUGCCUAAGGGUCUCGGUAGACCUGGCAAGGGUCACUACUGGACCAUCGACCCGAGUAGUGAGUUUAUGUUCGAGGAGGGCUCCUUCCGUCGCAGACCUCGCGGGUUCCGUAGGAAAUGCCAAGCUUUGAAACCAAUGUACAGGAUGAUGAAUGGAAUCGGGUACGGGGCGUCCAUGCUGCCGCAAAACUUUGAUUUCCAAUCACCGUCAGGCUCAUUAGCAUGCCAUAACAGUUACAACAUAGAUCUGAUGGGUAAUACAGUGCCAGGUGGUUUCGAGGGACUCGGAGGAGGACAUCACGUCCCACAUUUGUCAUCAGGCUCCGGGUCAUCGUACAUGGCCGCAUGUCAGGUGGCCUCUAAUUCGGACUAUUUCCCGGACAGCAGCAGCAGCCCUCUGCAGUCCUCCCAAUCGAUGGUAGGCACUUUGGACUGUCAGUCUCCUUAUGCAAAUGCAGCCUCACACUGGAGUUCACCUGGUGUAUCUUCAUACAUCAAACAGCAGUCGCUGGCAUCAAGCAGUCCCACCUCUUCUGCUCUGCACACAGGGAUGUCAUCCUACUCUCUGGAUCAAGGCUAUCUGCACCAUAAUGCACGAGAUUCCUCUGAGAUUUCAGCGGGACUGUCUCGAUACUCAGCUCCUGUGUGUGACAGGAAGGACUUCGUUUUGAACCUAAAUGGAAUCUCCUCUCUCCACCCCAGCACCGGCGGAUCUUACUAUCAUCAGCUCCAUCACCAUCACCAAAGUGUCUAUCAGGAUGUAAAGCCAUGUGUCAUGUGACAAAAACACCGAAGACACUUAACUGUCGAGAAGGUUGAUGCUAAAUGUAGCCUAUCCCUCGAGUGGAGUUAUUUUGACCCAAUCUCUGGUGAAAAUGGCUAUUACAUGAUUCCCUUCCAGUCACUGUCAGUGAACUUUGACCUCUUUUUUUUAACCGUUUAGUAAUGGCCACACACUCUCAUUACAUGCUGACUUUACACGUAUACAUAAGCAAUAGCAUUUUUUUUACGGGAAAAUACGUACACGUACCUGAGUUAAUCUCUGAUCACGCACUCAAUUUUGUGUUGGAGUUGUUGGAAUUGUUGCUGAUUUCCUGCAGCAGGUCAUAAAAGAGAUUCAUUUUUAAAGGAUCAUUUGGAAGUGUUUUAGCAAUAAAAGUUUUUUUUUGUACACAAA
Messenger RNA from Sander lucioperca (pikeperch), 1838 nucleotides. Its product is annotated as forkhead box protein F2-like. The record is from RefSeq and is a predicted model, not a curated record. Gene Ontology annotation, molecular function: RNA polymerase II cis-regulatory region sequence-specific DNA binding; DNA-binding transcription factor activity, RNA polymerase II-specific. Gene Ontology annotation, cellular component: nucleus. Lineage: Eukaryota; Metazoa; Chordata; Actinopteri; Perciformes; Percidae. The transcript is spliced from 2 exons. The coding region runs from base 318 to 1442 and encodes 374 amino acids. Gene Ontology annotation, biological process: animal organ morphogenesis; regulation of transcription by RNA polymerase II.